AUGGCCCAGUCGUCUUCAACCAAUCAGGAACAGCCACGUGUCCACAAACCUCCUGUUUCUACCCUGAAUUCCGUUCAUGACAUCGCGUCCUCUCCUCCUCUCUCCGCAUAUGUUCACAUCCCCUUCUGUCGCCGUCGCUGUCACUAUUGCGACUUCCCUAUAGUCACAGUGGGGGCCAGGGACCCGUCUGUACAUGAACGGCUGAGAUUGAAGAUGGAGAAUUACGUGAAUUUGGUGAUCAGGGAGAUUAAAGCCAGUUCUUCUCCUCCGCGUCCUCACUCUCCUCACGCUCCUCCUCACUCUCCUCACUCUCCUCUUCGCACAAUCCACUUUGGAGGAGGUACCCCCUCCCUCCUCCCGCCGGACCUACUCGCCAGGCUCGUCGACACUCUCCGCCAAACCUACGGCCUUGCUCCGGACGCAGAGAUCUGCUUGGAGGCCGACCCUGGAACAUUCGACGAGGCUCGGCUCCGAGCCUGGGUGGAAGGCUCGGGAGUGACGAGGCUGAGUGUGGGAUGCCAGGCGUUUGAUCAAGAUUUGCUGAAGGCGUGUGGCAGAUCUCACUCUCUUGCUGACGUGUACGAUGCUGUCGAUGCGGUGAAGCGUGUGGGACUGCAAAACUGGAGCUUGGAUUUGAUCUCAGGCCUGCCAGGUCAGACCCUCGACAGCUGGCGGCACUCCCUCACCGAAGUCAUCCGCCUUGGCCCCAGCCACGUGUCAGUCUAUGAUUUGCAGGUGGAGCAAGGCACAGCCUUUGCCCGCUGGUAUUCACCCGGAUGCUCCCCCCUUCCUGCCGAUGAUCUUUCCGCUGAGAUGUACCGGGAAGCUUCCCGGCAGCUUCGUGAAGCAGGAUAUGUUCAUUACGAGGUUAGCAACUAUGCCAAACCUGGCUUCCAGUCUCGGCAUAACCGAACCUACUGGACGAAUUUUCCGUACCUGGGGUUCGGGCUGGGCGCGGCUAGUUAUGUGGCCCGGAAGAGGUUCGUUCGGCCCCGAACCUGGGAUGGGUACGGGGAGUGGGUCGGCAAGUACGAAGCUAGCAACGGGGUUAUUGAUUGGCCGGAGGAUUCCAGAGAAGAGGAGCUGCUAGAUACGGUCAUGCUCGGGCUCAGGCUCGGGGAAGGCUUGGGAAUGCCGGAGCUGGCGGGUAGGUUCGGCGCGGAGGCUGCAGCGGCGGUGGGGAAAGCGCUGCAGAAGUUUGUCAAUGCUGGAUUGGUGGAAACAGUGCAAGUGAUGCCCGAUGGAAGCAUGGAGGUUUUGGGAGCAGGGAAGCAGUGUGUGGGAGUAUUGGAGCAGCAAUUGGAUGCGAUUGUUGCUCAAGAGAUAUGGGAUGCGCAACAUGGUAGAGUGAGGGAGAGUGGAGAGAGAACAAGGGUGGUGGAAGGCCACUCUGGCAAAAGAGGAAUUGAGGGUGGUGAGAGUGCCGGUGCUGGUGGUGAUGAUGGGGAGGUGAUCUUGCAGGGCCUUAGGAUGCGGCUGACUGAUCCGGAGGGGUUUCUGGUAUCAAAUGACGUUAUCUCAAGUGUAUUUGAGGCGAUUGGUUGA
Messenger RNA from Closterium sp. Yama58-4, 1545 nucleotides. The record is from the annotation of a GenBank genome assembly. NCBI's taxonomy places the organism in Eukaryota, Viridiplantae, Streptophyta, Zygnematophyceae, Desmidiales, Closteriaceae.